AUGUGGGCCCCCUUUCCCGAUGGUCCCGAUGGUCCCGAUGGUCCCGAUGGUCCCGAUGGCUCUCCUGAGCUCCUCACUGGCUUCCCCGAGGUGAUGUCGCGGCUAGGAUCAUCUCCCGCGAUCGUCUUCCGUCCCCGGAAGCGUGUUCUAGUGCGGUACCCGAUGGUGAUUCGCGCUUCCCGGAAGCUUAAAUCAGCCACUCAGCAGUCCGGCGCGAUCGACCACAACUCGAGCGGCGUUCUUGAGCAGGUCACAAGAGCAGCAGCGUAUGCCAUCUUCAUCGCCGGCGACCAUCUCACAGCGUGA
This is a messenger RNA of Diaporthe citri, 306 nucleotides long. RefSeq lists its product as uncharacterized. Bases 1 to 306 code for a protein of 101 amino acids. The record is from RefSeq and is a predicted model, not a curated record. NCBI's taxonomy places the organism in Eukaryota, Fungi, Ascomycota, Sordariomycetes, Diaporthales, Diaporthaceae. The transcript has a single exon.